Molecule: messenger RNA, 456 nt
Organism: Trichoderma asperellum CBS 433.97
Lineage: Eukaryota; Fungi; Ascomycota; Sordariomycetes; Hypocreales; Hypocreaceae
Molecular function (GO): oxidoreductase activity
Source: RefSeq, a predicted model, not a curated record
AUGGAACCUACUCCAGACGUACCACCACGGCCAGAGGGGAGCCCAGGCACGCAAUUCUUAUGCUUGACCAUCUGUGGCUACCGUCGACCUGGAAUGAGCGAGACGGACUACAGGCACCAUAUGACACAGGUUUCAGCUCCCCUAACCAAGGAUUUGAUGGUCAAGUAUGGUGUAAAACGAUGGACUCAGAUUCACAAUACAGCCGCAACUCGGGCACUGAUGGCUAAAUUAUAUGACCAUCAGAUGACCAAUCUUGCAGAUUUUGACUGCUUUAGUCAGGUGGUGUUUAAAAGUGUAGAUGACUACAAAAAGAUGAAAGAAGACCCGUGGUAUAAAUCUCAAUUGGUCAAUGACCACGAGAAGUUCGCCGACACAAAGAGAAGCAUGAUGACGAUUGGCUGGAUUACGGAAUUUAUUAGAGAUGGGGAGGUAGUGGACGGAAUGAAGGAUUGUUGA